Messenger RNA from Salmo salar (Atlantic salmon), 3009 nucleotides. Its product is annotated as abl interactor 1. The record is from RefSeq and is a predicted model, not a curated record. Lineage: Eukaryota; Metazoa; Chordata; Actinopteri; Salmoniformes; Salmonidae. Gene Ontology annotation, molecular function: SH3 domain binding; signaling adaptor activity. Gene Ontology annotation, biological process: neuron migration. Gene Ontology annotation, cellular component: actin-based cell projection; SCAR complex; lamellipodium.
AGUUUUGCAACAGACGAAACGUUUUGCAACGUAGUCAGACUAAUGAAUACACCCCAUGAAUCCCACAAUACCAGGCGAAGGACUUUCUUCUUUUUCCCGUGGCAGAGCUGGUUGUUUCAAACCUCAGUCAAAGCGAAAGCGAAGUCGCUAUGCGGGGAGAUGUAAGAUGGCAGAGCUGCAAAUGUUGUUAGAGGAGGAAAUUCCAGCCGGUAAAAGAGCUCUUGUAGAGAGUUACCAGAAUCUCACACGGGUAGCAGACUACUGUGAAAACAAUUAUGUUCAGGCUACGGACAAGAGGAAAGCUCUGGAGGAGACCAAAGCCUACACAACCCAGUCCCUGGCCAGCGUGGCAUACCAGAUCAAUGCCUUAGCCAACAAUGUGCUGCAGCUGCUGGACAUCCAGGCCUCACAGAUGUGCCGAAUGGAGUCCUCAAUCAAUCACAUCUCUCAGACGGUGGACAUCCACAAGGAGAAGGUGGCCAGGCGAGAGAUCGGGAUCCUCACCACCAACAAGAACACGUCGAGGACCCACAAGAUCAUCGCCCCCGGCAACAUAGAGCGGCCGGUGAGGUACAUCAGGAAGCCCAUCGACUACAACGUGCUGGACGAUGUUGGCCAUGGGGUCAAGUGGCUCAAAGCCAAGCAGCAUGGAAACAAUCAGCCAAUCAGAGGAGGAGGAGGAACACUAUCGAGGACCAAUCCGCCAACACAGAAACCUCCUAGCCCGCCGCCCAUGACAGGGACAUUGUCAGGGCGUGGAACUCUGGGACGCAGCACGCCCUGUAAAACUCUCGAGCCGGUGAAACCACCCACAGUGCCAAACGACUAUAUGACCAGCCCUGCUCGACUAGACAGCCAGCACAGCCCCGGACGCACGGCAUCUCUCAACCACAGACAAAGAACCCACAGUGGUAGUAGUGGGGGUAGUGGCAGCAGGGAGAACAGCGGGAGCAGCAGUAUUGGCAUUCCCAUGGCCGUGCCUACGCCCUCCAUCCCCAACUCUGGACCAGCGGUGGCUCCCGGGCCUGGUCUUGGCCCCAUCCCCAUGUCCCAGUUUGGCACCAUCUCGCGGCAGAUCUCACGGCACAACUCUACCACCUCCUCGGUCUCCAUGGUUUCGGCCACGGGCACCUACCGCCGGGCGCCGUCCGUCACCUCCCAGUACUCCCUGCAGCAGCAGCAGGCCCUACAGCUACAGCAGCAGCAGAUACAGCAGCCGUACAUUAACGGGGGAACCCCAACCUACCCCCAGAACUCAACUGCCCUUCCUCCCCCCACCCCCCAGCUGACUCCACAGAUACCUCUGACAGGCUUUGUGGCCAGGGUGCAGGAGAACAUUGCGGACACCCCUACUCCGCCUCCCCCUCCUCCGCCCGAUGACCUGCCCAUGUUUGAUGAAGCUCCUCCCCCUCCUCCACCCCCGCCAGUUGACUACGAGGAAGAGGAAGCGGCUGUAGUUCAGUACAGCGACUCGUAUGCUGAUGGAGAUCCCCAGUGGGCGCCCAAGAGCUACAUGCAGAAAGUGGUGGCCAUCUACGACUACACUGCGGAUAAAAACGAUGAGCUGAGCUUCAUGGAGGGAGCCAUCAUCUACAUCAUUAAGAAGAACGAUGACGGCUGGUUCGAGGGAAUCAGUAGCGGAGUCACGGGCCUGUUCCCCGGCAACUACGUCGAGUCCAUCAUGCACUAAGCUGACUGAAGGGACCCUACUGCACUCUAUUGAUUCAGUGUUUCUACUACAGACCAAUUGAAACAAGACGUCUGACCUUACGAAGCAUGGGACGUGCUUUUGGAUAUGACAGAAUGUUUGGUCUCUUACUAAUUGCAAAUAAAUCAAAUACAAAAUAUCUAUUUACUUUAUUUUGGUGGUGUUGUUGUGGGUGGGUUGAGGGGCAUAAAGCAUAUAGAGAAGGAAUAGGAUAAGGCUGAUGAUGUACUCACAAGGGCUGUGAUGUAGGGAUGUUUUCAAAGACCAGGCAGUGGAGGCUGCAUGAGGGGAAGACGGGCUCAUAACAAUAGCUGGAACGGAGUAAAUGGAACGGCGUCAAAACACCUGGAAAACCAUGUUUGAUACCAUUCCACUGAUUCCGCUCCAGACAUUACCACGAGCCCGUCUUCCCCAAUUAAGAUGCCACCAAUUUCCUUUGAGACCAGGGUAACACUAGCUGAAGGACAUCCUUCCUUUAAGAGUUCUUCCUGUUUCCGUAUGCACGACGAUAACAUUUGACCCAACUAUUCAUCUAUUGACCUACAGAUUUCUCAUGCACUUAUAAAGUAUUAAUAAUGUUUUUAUGAGUGUAUCACGAGUACUAUGCUCUAUGGAGACGAUGUCUGUCAGACGGCAUGUAAAUGCAUAUGUAAACAUUAGGCCAUCUUGUGUAGACCUUCAGUGGAAGUGCUACUACUGUUAAUUGUAUAUAAUGUGAGCUGCAGCCUGUUGGUUGUCUGUAGUGUAAAUUCAGUGAAUGUCAAUCUCAUUAUCUCAAGCAGGCUACUUACCACACACACACACAUGGAAAUGUCCUACAGAAGAUUGUUUGAUUUACUUCAUUUUUUAAUUGUUAUUUUACUUUUUUGACAAAAACGUAUUAUAGACAAAAACAAUAAACUCCAUAUUUACAUACACACAUUUUAACAAAAAUGAAAGACCUCCCUUUUGGCCAGACCCACCACCUCGCCCGUCAUCCCCUGGACGUCUCCUUUGCCACUACGCUUCAAACUGCACUAUUCUGCCUCUCUCUGUUGCCCAAAUUGUUCAAUAUUUAGAUAACGCAUAUGAUUCAUUAAUUAAAAAAUGUAUUUUUUUUAUUUUUUAUGAUUUGACAAAAAAAAAAUUUUUUAAAAUACAAUCAAAGUUAUAAUCAGAAGCCUGAUCCAUUUUGGGUAAUAAAUGUGAAAUCUUAUUUAGCUUUUUAUGAAUAACAAAACCUUUUAUUUCUGUUUUAUUUCAGUCGUUCCUGAAGUCUGAGCGUAAAGCAUGCAAAAUCUAAUAAAAAUGUAUAACCUCUA